Messenger RNA from Archocentrus centrarchus (flier cichlid), 3215 nucleotides. RefSeq lists its product as uncharacterized. The record is from RefSeq and is a predicted model, not a curated record. NCBI's taxonomy places the organism in Eukaryota, Metazoa, Chordata, Actinopteri, Cichliformes, Cichlidae. The transcript is spliced from 7 exons. Bases 65 to 2494 code for a protein of 809 amino acids.
AGAGGCUGCGGUGGAGAAGAAGAAGAAGAAAGGGAAGCAGCGGUAUCUCCGUUAGCGGGUUGUCAUGGAGAUCUCUGUUACCAUGGAGGACCACACUGAUGUUGCCAUGGAGAAUAAGACAGAGGUCCCAGCCUCCAGCACCCCGUCCCCUCCUGACAAAGAGCAGGCGAAGCCUGCAGCUCGCCAGACACGCCGACUCACCUUAGGGAGGCGGGGCCAGAAAGGAAAGAGGCGGGGCCCUACAGAAAAGAGACGGGGUACUGGGGAGAAGAGGCGUGGUCAGAAGCAGAAGAGGCGGGGUCAGGAGGAAAAGAAGGAGGGCGUGACAGUGAAGAGGACAUGGAGCGGGGGGAAGCGGCGGUGGGACAAGAAGCAUUACUGCGUGUUCUGCCGCCGACCGCAGGUAAAGAUCGCCCGGCACCUGCUGAGGAAGCAUGCCGAUGAACAGGAAGUGGUGUCUGCCAGCGCCCUGCCAACGGGCUCCAAACAGCGCCACCUGCUGCUGGAACACCUGCGCUGCCGGGGCAACUACCUGCACAACAUCGAGGUGAUCCGGCAGGGCAGCGGUGAGAUCGUGCCGUGGCGUCAGCCCUCGGAGGAUGUGGAUGCGAGGAACUACCUGCCCUGCCCGCUCUGCCUCGGGUUCUUCCUUCGCGCUGACCUCUGGAAGCAUCAGGUGUCCUGUCGUAAGAAGCUCGGCAUCAACCCGUCCGAAGCUGAGGCAACCUCUGACCCCACCAACAACACCACGUCUGAUUCCACAGGUAAGUCAGCCUGUGAUGUCACCAAAGAGAACAUACCAUCAGAUUCUUCCGGAGAGACAAUAGAGACUGGGACCUCUGACACUGGGACCAAACGGCCCAUGACCUCCGACCCUGGUGUGGAUCAGAACGCAACCACUGACCCCAGUGAGAAUCGACCCAGGAAGCGUACGAGAGUCCAGGCUGCGGCGUCGCGCCUCCUGCCAAUCUCCAGCGGAGCGUCCGAGAGCUGCAGUGAAAUCCUGCACCGCAUGAACCAGGACAACGUGUCCUACGAGGUGAAAUCUGAUUGGCUGAUCUGUAAAUAUGGGAACAAGCUGAUGGGAAACCAGGACGGUGGUCAGAGGAGGUACGACUAUGUGAGCCAGAAGCUCAGGGAACUUGGCAGGUUGCUCCUAGCUGCUAAAUCGCUCGACUCCGGCGUUCAGAGCCUCCAGGACCUGCUGGCCCCAGGUCGCCUCAGCCUGGCGCUGUCCGCUGCCAGGAAGGCAGCAGGGUACCGGUGGAGCCGCCCUCCGCUGGCAGUGAAAACGACGCUGAAGACGGUCUGUGAGAUUGCUAUCGGAGAGAGCCUGCAGGACGGAGACUGGGAGGCCGCCGCCAAGACCACUGACUUCUACCACAUGCUUGGGCGGGAGUGGGACAAUCUGGGGCUGCAGAACCCGGGUCCAGAUCCAGCUGCUCCAGAAGAAGGAGUUAAGCUGAAGAAACGACCGAUCCAGCCUAGAACGGAGAAGGACCUCAGACCACAAGUUCUGUCAAAGAGCUCUAACAAACCAGUGACCUCUGUGAUUCCUCCUGAAGCCAGAUUGCAGGCUGCUGUCACAGUCCCUGUGGCUCCCAGGAAGGUCCGACGUCGGCCUUGGACCUCUGCCGAGAAGGAGGCCAUCUGGAGGCAGUUAGGUGUCCAUGUUCUGGUCCAGUCAGUACCGGGUAAAGAGGUCUGUCAGCGCUGUCUGGACCUAGAACCUGUGCUCAGGGGGCGGCACUGGAAGGACAUCAAGAACCAGGUCCACAACCAGAUCCAGAGCCAAAAGAAGCAGCAGUUCCAUGCUCAGAUGGACCUUGAGGAGAACCAAGAACACCAAGACCAGAUUGAAACCCAGAACCAGAAAAAACAGCAGCACCAAUACCAGGCUCCAGUGGAUCAACAGGGCAAGGACCACAGCCAGAACCAGAAGAAACCACCGUACCAGCCCCAGAUGGAUCAGGACAGCUCUCAGAAUCAGAAGAGACAACAGUAUCACAUCCAGAUGCACCACCAGGUCCAGGACAGCAUUGAGAACCAGAAGAAACUGCAUGAGCACACCCAGCUGGACCACCAUGACCACCUCCACAUCCACAAAAAGCAGCUGUGUCUCCCUAGACUAGACCACCAGGACCACAGCCAGGUCCUUAAGAAGCAGUUGUACCACAUGGACCAGCAGACCCAGCCCCUGCAGCCCCUGGACCGGGACACGACUCUUCUGACGGUCACGCCUUACGGACCUGACGGGCCACAUCGAGCCCCUGGGCACUCGCUGCUGGAGCGGGAACCCUCCCUCACCCCAUACCCAAUUCUGCACAGACCUCCAGGUCCUCACAUGGACCAGCUGCUGCCCAGAGCAGAUUGGACUGAGGAAGCUUUGGCUCAGAACUAUCCAAUCAACAGGACACUGGGCAGGAACCUGCUCCAGGAUGUACCCCCAGUAGGACCGCCCCCUGAUCCACAUUCAGGACAUGUACACUUCUGAUGGACCAGGACCUACCUAAGGAUGGUCCAGUUCUAGAGAACACUAACAAUGGGUUUGGCCUCAUUUAAGGGCCCUGUAUGAGAUAUGGUAGCAAACAGACCUUCUGCUUUUAUAAUAACACAUUUAAACUUUGUUAGAAGGUCCCUGAUCUUCCUGUGUGAAAUGAGUGUUCCCUCCCUACAGGACCAUAACACCCUGUAUGUUCAGGCAGACCCAUUAGGUCUGGUUCUGACAUGUCAGAGCUCCGAGGUGCUGUCAGACAGGUGAACCUGUCAGAGCUGAGAGAGUAGAACCAGACCAAGCUGUGAUGUACCUCAUUUACACCAACGUGGGGUACACUGGUACCAAACAACCAAAACCAUCCCCUUACUGAUCCGAUGUUGGAGCCUGUGAUGUCAGUGUUUCUGGGAGGAGCUGGAAGCUGACUGAUGGUUGGCAGAUUCUGAUUCUGUCCUCCGUGGUCUGACCCUACCCCAAAUUCAGUCUUAACCCUGUAGGAAAGUGUCUGGUUCUCUAAAGGCCCUGAGGCAGUGUUUGUGUAAAAGAGGUAAAACAGGACUCAGCUGGAGCUUCAGACUUUUCUCCUAAUUUAACCAUGAAGGUGUUUCAGAGUCUCCGUGUGUUUGGUGUCUCCACUACAGUCUGAUUCCACUCACAGUUUUCUGAGUGAUAAAGAAAUUAAAUUCAAUUUUAUUUAUAUAGCACCAAAUUAUAAUAGUCG